GGCCUGUGUGCCCUGAUCUCCACUGAGACCCUGAGCACCCGCUGCUCACACUCCACACACUGUCUCACAUCCUCUGGUGCCAUGAACGACAUCUACAAAGCUGCGGUAGAACAGCUCACAGAUGAGCAGAAAAAUGAGUUCCGGGCCGCCUUCGACAUCUUUGUGCAGGACGCGGAGGAUGGCUGCAUCAGCACCAAGGAACUGGGCAAGGUGAUGCGCAUGUUGGGCCAGAACCCCACACCUGAGGAGCUACAGGAGAUGAUUGAUGAAGUGGAUGAGGAUGGUAGUGGAACGGUGGACUUUGAGGAGUUUUUGGUAAUGAUGGUGAGAUGCAUGAAAGAUGACAGCAAAGGAAAGUCUGAGGAGGAACUGGCGGAGCUCUUCCGCAUGUUUGAUAAGAAUGCAGACGGUUAUAUAGACCUCGAUGAGCUGAAGUUCAUGCUGGAAGCCACAGGGGAGACCAUCACUGAGGAUGACAUAGAUGAGCUGAUGAAGGACGGAGACAAGAACAAUGACGGAAAGAUUGAUUACGAUGAGUUCCUGGAGUUCAUGAAAGGUGUGGAAUAAAUGUCAAAGAUGAAAGAACUCUCCACCUUCCCACUUCUCCACUUCCCCUUAUACUCGUGAUUUUUAAAUUCAUUCAAGCAUUGCAGAAGAACUGUGAAUGUAUUUAUCUGAACUACGUCAAUGAUCUGCAUUAAUAAUGGAAUAUUUGCUAUUAAUGUUAAAUGUUUUUUAUAUUUAAAAAAAUCUGGAAAGUCUUCGAUUUGUGUACAUAUGGUUUGCUACUAGAGUCUUGACUGUCUGUGAAAAUCAUUUUAGCAUGUUUAAAAAACAAAACAAAACCAACAACAACUGCUAGAUCCUAAAAGUACAGAAAACAUUUGACCUUUCUUAAAGUUAGUAUCCAAGAUGGCCAAUUUUAAAAUGUAAAAACCCUCUUUAAUCCCCAAAAUUUGCCUUUAUUUCAGAUAGUCUUUUCUCAUAUAGGCUAAUUCCUCAUUGCUGCUUACAAGAGAAAAAAAUUAAAAGAACAAGACAGGAAGAAGA
Electrophorus electricus (electric eel) is the source of this 1050-nucleotide messenger RNA. It is a transcript of the gene tnnc1a, whose product is annotated as troponin C type 1a (slow). NCBI's taxonomy places the organism in Eukaryota, Metazoa, Chordata, Actinopteri, Gymnotiformes, Gymnotidae. Gene Ontology annotation, cellular component: myosin II complex. The record is from RefSeq and is a predicted model, not a curated record. Gene Ontology annotation, molecular function: calcium ion binding.